AUGCUGCAGACCAUACCACUGCCGGUCCUUCUCACGCUGAGCGCCACCACGCUGGCGGUGACCUCCGCCGAGUACCGGCCAUGCGAGCCGCUCAAGUUCAACCAUGACAGCGUGGUGUGCGCCUGCAACGCCACCUACUGCGACAACCUGCCGCCGCUGCCGGCGCCGGCCGCCGGUACAGCCGUUGUGGUCACCUCCUCCCGCGCCGGUGCUCGCUUCCAGCGAGUCUCGGCCGCGGCGGCGCGCCAGCAGGUGCUCGGCUUCGGCGGGGCUUUCACCGACGCGGCCGGCGUGAACCUGGCGCAGCUGCCGGCCGCGGCGCGCGCGCGGCUCAUCGGCUCGUACUAUGGUGCCGACGGCAUCGGCUACAGCGUCGCGAGGGUGCCAAUGGCCGGCUGCGACUUCUCCACUCGACCUUACACCUACGACGACGUGCCCGGCGACACGGCGCUCGCCAACUUUUCCCUCACGCGGGAGGACACUGAGUACAAGCUGCCCUACCUGCAGCUGGCGCUCAACCUCACGGCCGGCAAGGUGCGCGUCUUCGCCUCGCCGUGGUCGGCGCCAGCGUGGAUGAAGAGCAACAACGCGUUGAACGGGCGCGGGCACCUCCUGCCCGAGUACUACCAGACGUGGGCCGACUACUUCGUGCGUUUCCUGGAGGAGUACGAGGCCGCCGGCGUGCCCAUAUGGGGCGUGACCACGCAGAACGAGCCCGUCGAUGGUCUCGUGCCCGGAUUUUCUUUCAACUGCAUGGGAUGGACCGCCGAGACGCAGGGCUCCUGGGUGCGGGAUAACCUGGGGCCGACGCUCCGCGCCUCCGCCUUCAACGCCACGAAGGUCAUGAUCUUGGACGACCAGCGCGAGAUGCUGCCGGCCUGGGCGGAUGUCGUGCUCGCCGACGAGGAGACGGCUAGCUACGUGGACGGCAUUGCGAUACACUGGUACGGCGAUCCGUUCUUCCCGGCCAGCGCGCUGACGGCGACGCACGACCGCCAUCCGAACAAGUUUCUGCUCAACACUGAGGCAUGCGAGGGCUCUUACCCGUGGGAGCCGCAGAAGGUGGAACUGGGCAGCUGGCGGCGCGCGCAGACGUAUGCGGCCGACAUCAUCCGCGAUCUCAACCACUGGGUCACCGGCUGGGUCGAUUGGAACAUCGCGCUCGACAUGAACGGUGGUCCCAACUGGGUCAGCAACUUCGUCGACUCGCCUGUCAUUGUGGACGCCGAGCAACAGCGCUUCUACAAGCAGCCCAUGUUCUACGCUAUGGGCCACUUCGCCGCCUUCCUGCCGCCCGGCUCGACGGUGGUGGAUGCCGCCUCGGAAGAGGGCCAUGUGCUGGCCAUGGCUGCACUGACACCCGACGGUCAUAUGGUGGCGACCCUGCUCAACCAGGCCGACCAAGAGGCCGAAAUCAGCCUCACCGACCCGGUCAAGGGUCACCUGGAUCUGACGCUGCCCGCGGCCAGCUUGACCACCGUCAAGUGGCAGCACGAGCAGUCGGGGGCGGGGAGAUGAGCUGAAGGCCAGCUCUGAACGGACGGACGCUUAAAUUGACGGAGUGGAAUCAUUGUAUUGAUCUUAAAUGGACACGGAUUUUCGACAUAAACAUGGCGGACUAAUGGCCUUGGUGUUCCGUCAUAGUGAGCUUUUGUGCUAAAAGUGCCUGACUUCUAGCACACCAGGGGCACUGGUUAAAUACAAAAUUAAGAAAGCAUUACGAUAUGUAGCUGGAAUUUAACGUACAACAUAGAGGACUGUGCGAUCCCCAGCAAAGAAUAAUCUCGCAACAUAUCACGGUGACAACAUGAUAUUUUCGUUUAUACAAUGUCUUCGGGUGCGAAGAAGGUUAGUUUUUUUCCGGCAUAACGUUUCACAAGGCCCAUCUGCUUAGCCUGUUCUGCGCAUGAGUAUCGAUUAUAGGGAAGAAAGAGAGAUGCUAGGUGGAGCUACGGCUAACGUGAUACUUGAGUACGCAUAUAAGCGGACAGAAACGGCAAUAACGUUUGUGUUGCCUUCUUUCAGCUGGUUAUCAUCAUACAUGUCAGAAUUGUCGCAAACAUGAGCCAUUUUACUGUGGCUUUCAUCUUAUUCAACACUUUAUCAGGUGUAAAGCACGCAUCAUAACAAGUGUCUUAUUUUUCGUAACGACUAAAACAGCCUCGGUGGCAGGCGAAUAAAUCACACGAAGAUGUCAAAGAAAAUCGGUUAGCCUUCAAGUAUUACGUGAUUUUCGAGACGAAGAGCAUUGAUGUGGUUAGAAAUCGCAACAAAAUCAAAACAGUGCGUUUUACUCAGCGCCGUAACCACACAGUUCAUUACCAUUGGUGGUACAUUGAGCCUUUCCGAGUACAA
This is a messenger RNA of Pollicipes pollicipes, 2355 nucleotides long. RefSeq names its product lysosomal acid glucosylceramidase. The coding region runs from base 1 to 1518 and encodes 505 amino acids. Lineage: Eukaryota; Metazoa; Arthropoda; Thecostraca; Pollicipedomorpha; Pollicipedidae. The transcript has 2 exons. Gene Ontology annotation, biological process: glucosylceramide catabolic process. Gene Ontology annotation, molecular function: glucosylceramidase activity. The record is from RefSeq and is a predicted model, not a curated record.